CUAUAGUCGUUCUAUACCCUCUUCUUCUUCCUACCCAAACCUUGUGCAAAAUCAAUAAUUUCAAAAUUACCAAUCUCCAAAAAGUGAUACACAAAAGAAGCAACACUUGCCAAAAUUUAACUAAAAAAAAAUAUUAAUUACUCGUAGUAGGAGAGAGAAAAUAGCAAGGAUCGCUGUCAAGUCCAAAAAGUAGUAAUAAGGGAGGCGUCUGCAGCUGCUCAGGCCUUCCCCCUCAUCUCUUUCUCUCUCCUGCCAAAUUUUACAGAGCCCAGAAAACGACCCCUCUUUCUCUCUCUUACAAAAAAAAAUCAUCAAAAAAAUACAAAUUUAUUGCAAAAAUAAUGAUAAUCCAUCAAAUAAAUACAAACCCAAGAAAAAAAAAGCUCAAAAUUUAUUGCUAAUUUUACUAGCUUCAGUACUCUAGAAUUGUAGGAGAGAGAAAAGCAGAGUGCAGUAGCAGAGUAGUAGCUGGUGUUUUGUGAUAAUAACCCAGAAGUUUUGCAGAAGACUUUCCUUUAUUACUCCCUUUUAUCACAUUUUCUCUUUCUAUCUCUAGAAUUCAAUGAAUUGGGAAGGAGGAAAUGCAAUGUACAUUGGGUUGAGUUUUUAUUCUCAAGGUUGAAAAGGGUGUUUUGAGGAGAGAGAAAAAAAUCCGAUUGAUUAAAUGGGGAGAGCAACUUCUUCGUGAUUCCUCUUUCUUAAGCUCUGUUUUCACUUUUACUCUCUCUUCAAUAGAAGAACCCAGAAAAGAAUUCGCUGCUUGAACUUCAUUUAAUUUAACCCAGACAAAAACUGUGUUUUAGAGCUCUAAAAAUGGAGGUGGGUUUUUAUUUUGGAGUACAACUGGUUGAUUGAACUUGAUAAAACCCAGAACUCUGUGGAUUUUUUGGUGGGUUUUCUCCAAAUUUGAAAAAAUGGAGGUGGGUUUUUUCUCUGGUUUCCAACAAUGGCGACAAUUUUUUGCUACUUGGGUUUUUCUUGGUUCUCUUCUUCUCUGUAGCUUGGGUUCUGUGGACUCUGACGAUGGAGCAACACUGUUGGAGAUUAAGAAGUCAAUUAGGGAUGUGGAUAAUGUCUUAUAUGACUGGUCAGAUUCACCAUCAGCAGAUUAUUGUGUAUGGAGAGGGGUCACCUGUGACAAUACCACCUUCAACAUCCUCUCCUUGAAUCUUUCAGGGCUAAAUCUUGAUGGAGAGAUUUCAUCAGCAAUUGGAGAUCUUAAAAGCUUGCAAACAAUUGAUCUUAGUCGAAACAGGUUUUCAGGACAAAUACCUGAUGAGAUCGGAGAUUGCUCUACACUGGAAACCUUGGACUUGUCUUUCAAUGAGCUGUAUGGAGAUAUACCAUUUUCUAUAUCCAAGUUGAAGCAAUUGGAGUAUCUGUUUUUGAAGAAUAAUCAACUGACAGGCCCAAUUCCUUCCACCCUCUCUCAGAUUCCAAACUUGAAAAUACUAGACCUAGCCCAGAACUCUUUGACGGGUGAAAUUCCUCGGCUUAUUUAUUGGAAUGAGGUUUUGCAAUUUCUUGGGCUUCGUGGCAACAAAUUGGGCGGUUCACUCUCACCUGAUAUGUGUCAGCUAACUGGGUUGUGGUACUUUGAUGUUAGAAACAACAGUUUGACUGGAAGUAUACCCCAGAGUAUAGGCAAUUGCACGGCCUUCCAAGUAUUGGACCUGUCAUACAACCAGCUUACUGGGGAAAUUCCAUUCAACAUAGGUUUUUUGCAAGUUGCAACCUUGUCAUUGCAAGGAAAUCAAUUUUCAGGGGAGAUUCCUUCUGUUAUUGGCUUGAUGCAGGCACUUGCAGUGUUAGAUUUGAGCUUCAAUCAGUUGACUGGGACAAUCCCUCCAAUAUUGGGGAAUUUAAGCUACACUGAGAAGCUAUAUUUGCAUGGUAACAAGUUAACUGGUACAGUUCCUCCUGAGCUCGGAAACAUGACAAAACUUCAUUACUUGGAACUGAAUGAUAACCAUCUUACUGGCCAUAUUCCACCAGAGUUAGGGAAGCUUACAGACUUGUUUGACCUGAAUAUCGCAAACAACAAUCUUGAAGGGCCCAUACCUGGAAAUCUUAGUUCAUGUGCUAAUCUCAAUAGUCUUAAUCUGCAUGGGAACAAGUUGAAUGGAACUAUUCCAGCUGCCUUCCAAAGACUGGAGAGUAUGACCUACCUAAAUCUGUCAUCCAACAAUUUAAGAGGUCCCAUACCACUUGAGAUAUCUCGAAUGGGAAAUCUUGAUACUCUGGACCUUUCUGACAACCAAAUCAGUGGAUCUAUUCCGUCACCUCUUGGAGACUUGGAACAUCUUCUUAAGCUAAACUUAAGCAGAAACCAUAUACAUGGACUUAUACCAGCUGAGUUUGGCAAUCUCAGGAGCAUUGUUGAUAUAGAUCUGUCUAGUAAUCAGCUUGAUGGUACAAUCCCACAAGAGUUGGGUCAACUGCAGAAUUUAUUCUCUCUGAGUUUGGAAUACAACAAUUUAUCUGGAGAUGUGAUGUCACUGAAGAAUUGUCUCAGUCUUGCCACUUUAAAUGUGUCCUACAAUGACUUGGUUGGUGAUAUACCUACAAGCAAUAAUUUUUCAAGAUUCGCACCUAACAGCUUCAUUGGAAAUCCUAACCUAUGCGGGUAUUGGCGUGGUUCAGGAUGUCAUGAUCCGCCUGCACCAAGCAAAGCAGUUUCUAUUCCGAAGGCCGCCAUUUUAGGGAUUGCUUUGGGUGGACUUGUGAUUCUAUUGAUGAUAUUAGCUGCAGCUUGCCGUCCCCAAAAGCCAGCUCCAUAUUUUGAUGGUUCUGUGGAAAAACCAGCUGUUGUCAAUUACUCUUCGCCAAAGCUUGUGAUACUUCAUAUGAACAUGGCACUACAUGUGUAUGAUGACAUCAUGAGGAUGACUGAGAAUCUGAGUGAGAAGUACAUAAUUGGUUAUGGAGCCUCGAGUACUGUGUACAAAUGUGUGCUGAAGAACUGCAAACCCGUGGCUAUUAAAAAGCUUUACUCACACUACCCUCAAUCUCUCAAAGAAUUUGAGACAGAGCUCGAGACAGUUGGGAGUAUCAAGCAUCGAAAUCUUGUUAGCCUCCAGGGUUACUCCCUUUCGCCAACCGGGAACCUACUUUUCUACGAUUACAUGGAUAAUGGGAGUCUUUGGGAUCUUCUUCAUGGGCAUGCAAAGAAGAAAAAGAUGGACUGGGAAACUCGUCUUAGAAUAGCAUUAGGAGCAGCACAGGGGCUUGCAUAUCUUCACCAUGAUUGUAGCCCUCGUAUAAUCCACAGGGAUGUGAAGUCAUCUAACAUCUUACUUGACAAGGACUUUGAACCACAUCUCACCGACUUUGGUAUUGCAAAGACUGUGUGUGUCUCAAAAUCACACACAUCAACCUAUGUUAUGGGCACAAUUGGUUACAUUGAUCCUGAGUAUGCUCGCACUUCUCGCCUCACUGAGAAGUCUGAUGUUUACAGCUAUGGGAUUGUUCUGCUUGAGUUGCUCACUGGAAGAAAAGCUGUUGACAAUGAAUCAAAUCUGCAUCAUCUGAUUUUAUCCAAGACGGCGAAUAAUGCAGUCAUGGAAACAGUCGAUCCCGAGAUCACAGCCACCUGCAAGGAUCUAGCAGUCAUUAAGAAGGUAUUCCAACUCGCGCUCCUCUGCACCAAGAAGCAGCCAGGUGACCGACCCACGAUGCAUGAAGUUACCCGUGUGCUCACUAGCUUUGUCCCUGAAUCGCCGGUUAAACAAAUAGCUCUAUCCCCACUACCACCACUACCGCCAUCUCAGAUGCCGCUAUACAUGAACGAGUAUGCAAAUCUCAAAGCUUCUCACAUGGUCAACUGCCCUACAAUGAGCACCUCGGACGCUCAGCUCUUCCUCAAGUUCGGCGAAGUCAUAUCCCAGAACAGUGAUUAAAUUAAAUCAUAUGUUAGUAUUAUUAUUAUUAUUGUUGUUGUUAAGAGUAGAUUAUAUAAACAAUGAAAUGUGUAUAUGGUUGGUACCAAUUAUUGCAAGUUAGAAGGAGAUAGUACCAAGUACUUGUAGUAGAGAAGAGAAGAAAUGAUAUCAGAUACAGUAAUAUGUUAAAUUUUCAAGGCUGUAAAAAAAGGAAAAAAGUUUUAGAGAUACCAUUUUACCAAGUGAUGGUAGUUUUUGUGGAGUAGUACUCUUGUUUGAAAAUUGAAUGAAUAUUUAUAUGUGGGGUCUUUCUAUUCUGCUA
Messenger RNA from Spinacia oleracea (spinach), 4203 nucleotides. RefSeq names its product LRR receptor-like serine/threonine-protein kinase ERECTA. NCBI's taxonomy places the organism in Eukaryota, Viridiplantae, Streptophyta, Magnoliopsida, Caryophyllales, Amaranthaceae. The coding region runs from base 915 to 3899 and encodes 994 amino acids. Gene Ontology annotation, molecular function: receptor serine/threonine kinase binding; protein kinase activity; ATP binding. Gene Ontology annotation, biological process: heat acclimation; regulation of cell growth; protein phosphorylation. The transcript has 27 exons. The record is from RefSeq and is a predicted model, not a curated record.